This is a messenger RNA of Ectocarpus siliculosus, 702 nucleotides long. NCBI's taxonomy places the organism in Eukaryota, Phaeophyceae, Ectocarpales, Ectocarpaceae. The record is from the annotation of a GenBank genome assembly.
AAGACAAAGUUAACGUGUGUCACGAAGCGAAGGCAUGGAGAGCAUGGUGCUUGCGGCGAGAGCUAUCAGGCUACGGAUUGCCGGUAGUCACACCCCAUCUUCUCUACAGGAGCGACCAUUCAAGAUUCUGGGACUGCAGCAGGUCGCCAUCGGCGGACUUGAGAAGAAGGCCUUGGCACGGCUGUGGAGUGACACGCUUGGGGUGGAGAAGGUCGGGUCGUACGAGAGCAAAAAGGAAAACGUCCGUGAGGACAUCCUGAAGCUCGGGCAUGGUGUGAAUGCUGUCGAGAUCGAUCUGAUGGAACCCCUUGAUCCCACAAUACCUCCAAGGGUGCAGACUCCCGCGCUCAACCACAUCGGGCUGUGGGUUCAUCCACUCCCCGAGUGCGUGGAGUGGCUGACACGGCAAGGAAUGCGUUUCACUCCCGGCGGCAUUAGGCAGGGUGCCUCUGGUCACGAUGUGGCUUUUAUACACCCAAAAGGGGACGUGAAUUUUCCCCUCUCCGGGGAAGGGGUGUUGAUUGAGCUUGUUCAGGCGCCACCCGAUAUUGUUGCGAAUGCGGAGAGGCAAUAGUAAUCUUGCCUUGCUUGGUGUAAUCGCAUGCUCGUGCGGUGUCGCUGCAGUUGGUGCUAAACACUCAGCAGCGUUGGAAGCACAAUAUGGCUUGUGUAAACUGGUGUGCGCGGGGGCAUUUGGGUGUU